CGGGCCCUUUAGCCCCGUGCGCCCCCCGAGCGGGUGGCGCGGGCCGCGCGGGCGCCGGGCGCGGGGCGCGGGGCUGCCAGCCGCGGCGCGGGAGGCGGGGCGCGAGGAGGGCGGAGGCGCGGCGCGGGGAGGGAGGAGCUGCCCGCGCGCCCGCCGCCGCCGCCGCCGCCGCCGCCGCCGCUCGGCUCCACACCCGCCGGCGCAGCCCCGCCACGAGACUCUGACAGCGCGCGGCCCGCGCUGCUCGGGCGCACAGGCACGGACGGACCGCGGCGGCGGCGACGGAGGACGCGAGGACCGCGGCCCGGCGCCAAGUGCGGCAGGCGCGCGGGGCUGGCGGCGCGCAGAGAUCCCCUCUGAAACAGCUGGGGGCUCAGAACGUGUUGCCACCUGUGAAGAGUGGGCCAGCCAGGAAAGCAAGAAGGGAUGGAGUGGAGCCCCGCCAGGGCCUGAGGAGUGACCAUAAUCCACAACCACCGGACCUGGAGCCUCCAAGUCAGGAAGGCUACACAACCAGGGAGACUCAAGAAGAAUUAAUGCUUCGGCCCCCAGCGACAUGUACACGGUGUAAUGACAGGAGAUGAGCAGGUUUGCAGAGAAACUGCUGGCCUGAAAUUUAAGACGAAGGCAUCAUUGCCUCUACAUCAGAUGUGUUUGCCCGCCAUGACGUGGGGCGUUCCAGAGGUGUUGAGCAUCAGAAAACCAGAGUCGCAAGUACAGACUCCGCGCCCCUGUGCUGUGAGCUUGCAGGGCCCGUCUCUCGGGGCCGGGAGCCUUGCCAAGUCUCACCGGAAGUGAGGCCGUUGAGUUGCCCUGGGACUGAGCGCUGGCCCCUGAGCUCUCGUGUUCAUUGCAGGGCUCUGGCUGAGAACAUGGCCAAUGGCAUCGACGAACUCAUCGGCAUUCCCUUCCCCAACCACAGCAGCGAGGUCCUGUGCAGCCUGAACGAGCAGCGGCAGGACGGCCUGCUCUGCGACGUGCUCCUCGUGGUGCAGGAGCACGAGUACCGCACCCACCGCGCCGUCCUGGCGGCCUGCAGCAAAUACUUCAAGAAGCUGUUCACGGCCGGCGCCCUGGCCAGUCAGCCGUACGUCUACGAGAUCGACUUUGUCCAGCCCGAGGCCCUGGCUGCCAUCCUGGACUUCGCCUACACCUCCACGCUCACCAUCACCGCCUCCAACGUCAAGCACAUCCUCAACGCCGCCAGGAUGCUGGAGAUCCAGUGCAUCGUGAACGUGUGCCUGGAGAUCAUGGAGCCCGGCGGGGACGGUGGGGAGGAGGACGACAAGGAGGACGACGAUGACGACGAGGAUGACGACGAUGAGGAGGACGAGGAGGAAGAGGAGGAGGAAGAGGAAGAAGACGAAGAUGAUGACACCGAAGACUUCGCCGACCAAGAAAACUUGCCCGACCCCCAGGACAUCAACUGCCACCAAAGCCCCUCCAAGACGGACCAUCUCACGGAGAAGGCCUAUUCCGACGCACCCAGGGACUUCCCCGAUUCCUUCCAGGCCGGCAGCCCCGGCCAUCUGGGCGUCAUCCGGGACUUCUCCAUCGAAUCCUUGCUGAGGGAGAACCUGUACCCCAAAGCCAACAUCACUGAUAGGAGACCCUCCUUAUCUCCGUUCGCCCCUGACUUCUUCCCGCACCUCUGGCCGGGGGACUUCGGUGCCUUUGCCCAGCUGCCUGAGCAGCCCAUGGACAGUGGGCCGCUAGACCUGGUCAUCAAGAACCGGAAGAUCAAGGAGGAGGAGAAGGAGGAGCUGCCCCCGCCCCCACCGCCCCCCUUCCCCAACGACUUCUUCAAGGACAUGUUCCCCGACCUUCCCGGGGGGCCGCUGGGCCCCAUCAAGGCGGAGAACGACUACGGUGCCUAUCUCAACUUCCUGAGUGCCACGCACCUGGGGGGCCUCUUCCCGCCCUGGCCGCUGGUGGAGGAGCGCAAGCUGAAGCCCAAGGCCUCUCAGCAGUGCCCCAUCUGCCACAAAGUCAUCAUGGGGGCCGGGAAGCUGCCGCGGCACAUGAGGACCCACACCGGGGAGAAGCCAUACAUGUGCAACAUCUGUGAGGUCCGCUUCACCAGGCAGGACAAGCUGAAGAUCCACAUGCGGAAGCACACGGGGGAGCGGCCCUACCUGUGCAUCCACUGCAACGCCAAGUUCGUGCACAACUACGACCUCAAGAACCACAUGCGCAUCCACACGGGCGUGCGGCCCUACCAGUGCGAGUUCUGCUACAAGAGCUUCACGCGCUCCGACCACCUGCACCGCCACAUCAAGCGCCAGAGUUGCCGCAUGGCCCGGCCCCGGCGCGGCCGCAAGCCCGCCGCCUGGAGGGCCGCCAGCCUGCUCUUCGGGCCCGGAGGCCCCGCGCCCGAGAAGGCGGCCUUCGUGAUGCCGCCCGCGCUGGGCGAGGUGGGCGGCCACCUGGGCGGGGCGGCCGUGUGCCUCCCCGGCCCCAGCCCGGCCAAGCACUUCCUGGCGGCGCCCAAGGGCGCGCUGAGCCUGCAGGAGCUGGAGAGGCAGUUCGAGGAGACGCAGAUGAAGCUGUUCGGGCGCGCGCAGCUGGAGGCCGAGAGGAACGCGGGGGGCCUCUUGGCCUUCGCGCUGGCCGAGAACGUGGCGGCCGCGCGGCCCUACUUCCCGCUGCCCGACCCGUGGGCCGCGGGCCUGGCCGGCCUCCCCGGGCUCGCCGGCCUCAACCACGUGGCCUCCAUGUCUGAAGCCAACAACUAGGCUGGUCUUUGUCCAUCCCAGUCCAGCGGCCCUUGCCCCCUCUCCCACCAGGCGUCCCCUGCCCUACCCAGUGGGUCUGGACUGUUUCUUUCAAAUCACAACGGAAAAGAACGAAAACGUAUUAGCAGCAGCAGUGGUAUUUUCUAGGCCUCCCAAGGCCUCCUGCAUCCCUUUUGGUGGUGUCUGAGGCGGGCAUCUCCUCCCACAGGGCCUGGAGCCCAGGGCCUGGCCUCUACCUGGCUGUCUCUCCGGCUGUCACACACAAACUCACAGGGACCCGUGCCCCGAGGCGGCCACACCCUGGGUGCCCAGGAGCACUCUGGAGCUGUGUGUGGGGCUCGAUGGAGGAAGGUAGCUUGGCCAGAGGCAGACCAGGUGGAACAGGGACGAGGCCUACCGAGGGGCCUGGGGCGCCCAUCCUAGCUGAGCCACCAUUGUACGGCAGAGUCCCUGCUGACCCUGCUCUGGUGGGUCACUUUUCUCGUCUCCAGCCAUCCCGGGAUCCUUGUGGGAAAUGCCCUAUUGGCAGGGAAGGCUCCUGGAGUCCGGGCCCAUUAUUCCUCACUGUCCUGUGACCUUGGACGGGUCGGUCGUCUCUACCCUGCUCCGAAGGGGAGCUGGCAAUUUAGUUUCCCCUCUUGCACCCACCCCCACACAUAUACACACCUGUCCCACCCCCCCCCACACACACACACACAAAAGAACUGAGAAGGUGGGAGCUUUGCACGCCUAAAGUCUCUGGUAAAACCGUCUAUCUUGCCGGAUUUAGUUUUCUCACAUCCACCUCUCUAUUAGCACAGGUGAGGAAUGUGGCCACCCUAGACAGGAGUGACAAAGAAGGGCUGAGAUGUGCCGUGUCCACAGGCAGCUGUGGGGAACUCCAAAUACUCCCCGCCUCUCCAGGCAGGCAGGCCACCGUGUAAGCCAGGGCCCCUGGGGAUGACUAGUUAGCAUUGACUCCCUCUCCAGGGCUGUACAAAGUCUCUUGGGACUCCUGGGGCCAACACGGAAGGGCCGAGCGUCACCUCUUAACACCUGGCGGCUGCCCCCCCUCUGCCCUGAUUCCUAGAAACAGACAAAACACCCGGUUACCCAGGGUUUAUGUUUGUUGUGGGUUUCUCAGCAAUCCCCGGUAUUGCUGGGGAUUGCCCCCUUUGCUGUGUUUGAACACCCUCAAGCCCUC
Molecule: messenger RNA, 3918 nt
Organism: Neofelis nebulosa (Clouded leopard)
Lineage: Eukaryota; Metazoa; Chordata; Mammalia; Carnivora; Felidae
Gene: ZBTB7C
Product: zinc finger and BTB domain containing 7C
Exons: 6
Coding region: 873-2735 (620 amino acids)
Biological process (GO): regulation of transcription by RNA polymerase II
Molecular function (GO): DNA-binding transcription factor activity, RNA polymerase II-specific; RNA polymerase II cis-regulatory region sequence-specific DNA binding; protein binding
Source: RefSeq, a predicted model, not a curated record